AGGAAGUGACGUGAGGCGUGUAGUAUUUCUGCUUUGGGGAGCCAGUGGAGCUGGAAAAGCUUUAAUGGGGCAGUUCUGCAGCAGUUUUUCAGUAGGGACAUGACCGAUUGUAAGAAAAGACAGUCAGCGAGAGCAGGAAAGCAUAGGUACGUCAGUGUUAACUGUCUAAAUUACUGUUAAGGCAUACAAAUGUCAGCGGUGUGUGUGAUCUCGAACUGGCCGUGUGUCAACACGUGUAACUUUUUGUCACAUCCAAAUAUAACGUUAGCCGAAAGACAAGACAUCUUUGACGACAGCAUGGUAGCAGAAUCACGUGUGUAAUCUUUUGGGUUCAAGUCAAUCCAGUCAGGAGUUGCACAAAGAUGGAAGACCGUUUGAUAGAAAACCAGACAGUCUUUUACUCGAAGGCAGAACACUAUUGGAAGGAAGUCUCGCCCACUGUAGAUGGAAUGCUGGGAGGUUAUGGCAGCAUUUCCAGCAUCGACAUUAACGGCUCCAAAAAGUUUCUUCAAAAAUUCCUCGGGGAAGGCCCGGGUAAGACUGGGACAGGCUGUGCUCUGGACUGUGGUGCUGGAAUUGGCCGUAUCACCAAGCGGCUGCUCCUGCCCCUCUUCCGUACAGUGGAUCUAGUGGACGUGACUCAGGAGUUUCUGGAUAAAGCUCGUACCUACCUGGGUGAGGAAGCCAAGCGAGUGGAGAACUACUUCUGCUGUGGCCUACAAGACUUUCAGCCCCAGCCAGAACGCUACGAUGUCAUAUGGAUCCAGUGGGUGAUCGGUCACCUGACUGAUGACCACCUGGUGGAAUUCCUGAGGCGUUGCCGGAGCGGUCUGCGUCCAGAUGGCCUGAUCGUGGUGAAGGAUAAUGUUGCGUAUGAAGGUGUAAUACUUGAUGAUGUAGACAGCAGCGUGUGUCGGGACCUGAAUGUACUACAUCGCCUAGUAGCCCGGGCCGGACUCAACAUCAUCUGUGAGGAGCAGCAGAAGAACUUCCCUGAGGAAAUCUAUCAGGUCCACACAAUAGCGCUCAGAUAGCUAAGAGCACUGAACGAGGGUGUUUUUAUGUGUUUGAUCCGAAGCCAAUAAUGUGAAGGCAAGUCAAGAUCAAUGUUAGCUAUGCAAGAAGCUAAGUGUUACUGCCAGUGUGAUCACUGUAUUUAAAAAGAGGCACAAGACUUGGUGGCAUUGGGAUUUUAAGCGGGGAGUUUUCCUUGAUGUCUAGAGUUUGUAAUAUGACAGAUAGAGCUCUUUGCGAUUAUGAAUCUGAAUGUAUAAGUGGCAAAUGGUAGUUUUUUUAAGAUAUUCAAACAGUGUAACACUCCAGUUUAUUCUCAGUUUGAAGUCUUCUGUCUGACUGGUUUCAUCACAGUGGAAAUAAAUAUGAUAGAAACAAUCAUGAAAACCUGUAGACUACACACACUGCUUCAUUUUUAGCAGUGGGUGUGCUGAAGACUCAAAGGGAUAGUUAAAAACUUUUAAUUGUCACCCUCAUUUGGUUCCAAACCUGUAUGACUGACUUUCUUCUGGUGAACAUAUUAAUGGAAAUGUCUGUGUUUUUUGUCAGUGGUAACCAAAUCUGUUUGGAGCCACCACUCUUCAAAAUGUUGUCUAUUGUGUUCCACAGAAGAAAGUCAUAGGUUUGGAGUGACAUGAUGGUGAGUAAUUGAUGACAGAAUUGUCAUUGUAUGGGGAAAUUUCCUUUUAAAGACAGUUUAACCAGAGUUGAAUUUGAGUCUAUGGCACUGAACGGUGUGUGUAAAAACCUUUUAAUAACAUUUAUGAUGAUUUGAAUCUAUACCAGUUAAUGUUUCAUGUUUGAAUUUACAACUGUUGACAGAAAACCCUUUAUCUGAACCAUAUGCUGUAUUUUGUCUUGAAUAAACUAAUAUUUUGGAGCAGUC
Messenger RNA from Carassius auratus (goldfish), 1900 nucleotides. Its product is annotated as N-terminal Xaa-Pro-Lys N-methyltransferase 1-like. The transcript has 4 exons. NCBI's taxonomy places the organism in Eukaryota, Metazoa, Chordata, Actinopteri, Cypriniformes, Cyprinidae. The record is from RefSeq and is a predicted model, not a curated record. Bases 363 to 1034 code for a protein of 223 amino acids. Gene Ontology annotation, molecular function: N-terminal protein N-methyltransferase activity. Gene Ontology annotation, biological process: N-terminal protein amino acid methylation. Gene Ontology annotation, cellular component: cytoplasm.